Molecule: messenger RNA, 810 nt
Organism: Emericellopsis atlantica
Lineage: Eukaryota; Fungi; Ascomycota; Sordariomycetes; Hypocreales; Bionectriaceae
Product: AN1-type zinc finger protein
Exons: 2
Coding region: 234-452 (72 amino acids)
Molecular function (GO): zinc ion binding
Source: RefSeq, a predicted model, not a curated record
GCUGACGCAUGUUGCUUGCAGCCUUGAUCCUGACUCCCUCAACCAUCCUCGACUGUCUCUCCUGAACUUGAUCCUCUAUUCUUCCUCCUGGAUAUCCCGACCUCAACUUGCUUGCUCUCGCCUCUUGACGCCUUGACGGUCUCAUCACCACAUCACACUGCGCCUAUCGGUCCCCCCACGGCUCCUACUACCGACACCUACCGCCACCUCCUUCAACCAACCGCUCCACCACCAUGGCCGGCAAGCGUCUCAGGUGCAACGCAAAGGAGUGCCGUGAGCCUGCCCAGCGGAUUGUCGGCGACUGCGGCUUCUGCAACGGGCAUUUCUGUGGCAAGCACCGCCUCUUGGAAGACCACAAGUGCAGCGGCCUCGAAGACUGCAAGAAGCAGUCCCACGAGCGAAACGCCGCCCAACUCGAGUCCGAGCGCACCCAGGUCAUCCGCGGCGUGUGAAGAGGCAGUCUUGCAUCACCACCACACACAUGCAAGCACGGCUGUGCUACUACAGACGCAAGUGGUCCGGCCCAGGUCGAUCAUUCUAGACUGUUCACGGUCCUAUUCAAUUUCGGCGCGACAAGCGAGUUAAUCAGAAGGCCUUUCUAUUUCGGCAGGCCACGGACAUUCAUCAUCAUUAUCAUCACAAGGCAUAUGGAGCCGGAACGGCGCAAUCGGCGGCGUGAGCAGGACGUUGUAUCAUAGGAUCGUUCGGUUGCUUAUUUCUCUACGGAUACCGGGCGUUUCGGAGGCGCGCGGUUGGUAGCAUAUCUAUUGUUCUAUAUCGCAUUUACAUGACCAUCUCAUCGUUACACAA